UCAUUACCAUAUAAAAAGCCACAGAAAAUUCCGAUUCCCAGUGUUUCUAUUAGCUCCACCACAACCCACAUCAAAUCAUCAUUCUCUCUCACUUUUUAUCUUCAUCAUCAAAAAAUCGCAGACUCUUUUUUUCAUUUCCUAUCUCUCUUCCUCUGCAAAAUUCACAACAAUCAUCUUCCAAAUCAGAGAAAAAAAAAAAAAAAAACAGGCUGGUUCACAGGUUGAUGAACAAGAAUAAGAGCUUGUCUUAGCGCUUUUGAUCCUUUCUCGGUUUAAAGUUUGAAACUUUCAACCAACCAAUCGGAUAAGUUGAAGAACAACAACAAGAAGAAGAAGAAGAAAAAAAAAGUAACCAUAGCUAUUUCCCUAUUCGACACGACACGGUAACGCUGUAGAAUCGACUUGUUCAACAACUCUAUUUGCCUUUUCCUUCUUCCUCGACUUUCUUUUACCAAGAAAGUGACGGAUAUGGCGGAAAAUCCAUAGUUGGAAAUGAGUAAUUCUUGUGAGGAUUGUGGCUUAGAAGAGAAAAUGGGUAGCCAGAAAAUCUCGGUUUCAGAUCAUAUAAACGGUUUUCAAUACACCGCAGAUAAAUCAGAUAACUUUGUUAUUGACAUGGAUAGCUUCUCUCAUCCCACCAAUAAAGAUAAUACAGCAAAUUCAAGAAUCACAUUGCAGAGAAGUCAUUCAAGAAAAGGGUCACAGCGUGUUGUUGAUAAAAAGAUUGGUUCAAUUGCUACUUCAAACGAUAGAGAUAAUGGUGUUGCCACAUCCUCACCCAGAGUUUCUAUGGUAGGGCCUAGCACGCCUGAAAAGUCCAGUAUGGUGGCAGUAGGGACCAUGGAUAAUUGCAGCAGCCCACAAGUUCAUCAUCAGAUCACUAUCAACACCAGCAACAUCAGCACUCCCACCGAAAGCAGAGGCAUUUCGAGGAGAAAUAGUUUCAGGCGCUCUCCAUGGCUGCUUGAUCCUAAAAGGGUUCUUUUCCUCUUUGCCACCCUGUCAAGCAUGGGAACAAUUUUGUUAAUAUACUUCACCCUUUCAAUUGGAAAGCACAAUGCAAAUGAAGAUGGUCCAGAUUGGUAGCAGGGAAAAUAGGCUCAGCCUUAAAAGACAAAUGAUAGUGGCACCCGAACUAGGAUAGAAACAUAAGCAUUCAGGGCUCAAGCAGUUUGUGGUGGGGGGUCCAUUUUGGAGAUAUGGGGCUUCUUUGAUGGGUAUACUAAAACAAAAUGCUGAAUUGAAAGAAGGAUACAGAAGAAAAAAUAGAGGAUACACAAAAGUUAACCAACUUUCAAUUAACAUGGCCUCCAAGUUGAUAAUUCUGGAGCUUUUCUCCGGGCCAUAAAAAAUUUACAGAUGGAGACAAUGACAUACUGCAUUCUGACAAAGACAAAGAAUCUUCUUUUCAAUACGGAAAUGGCAGAGAUCAAAAAAUACUUGUUUUUGCUUUGUCAUUACUAUUUCUCUGCACGGCUUAGUGGAGAAUCAGAAAGUUUACUUUUUGUUCACUUUCUUGCCCAUACCUUCCAUUCUGUUUGCCCUUUCGGCUCUCCUUAGUUUUGAAUAGACCCUUUGUGUUGUACGUGGCUUCCAUGUGAGUAGGCAAAGGUACAAAAAGUGAAAUAACAGUUACAUAUAUAUAUAUAUAAAAGAGAUGAAAUCGUUUCUGUAUGUGCCAGCACGCAUGCGCACUUAAACUCUCUUUUUUUUCUUGUUUUUUUUCGAAAGUGCGCUAGUGAAGCCAGGCCUUUGUCUAGCAUUGAAUAGACUAAAAUUUAGGUAGAUGUGGUGUGGACUGAGGAGGCUCAAUAAUUUUCCCAAUUUAUUGUAUGGUUUGUGACUAAUUUUUAA
Messenger RNA from Quercus lobata, 1854 nucleotides. RefSeq lists its product as uncharacterized. The record is from RefSeq and is a predicted model, not a curated record. The transcript is spliced from 7 exons. The coding region runs from base 493 to 1086 and encodes 197 amino acids. Lineage: Eukaryota; Viridiplantae; Streptophyta; Magnoliopsida; Fagales; Fagaceae.